Molecule: messenger RNA, 1375 nt
Organism: Styela clava
Lineage: Eukaryota; Metazoa; Chordata; Ascidiacea; Stolidobranchia; Styelidae
Source: RefSeq, a predicted model, not a curated record
AUGAAUCAACUUCACAAAGGUCACCCAGGGAUGGAGUCGACAAAAAGAAGAGCUCGUGAUAUUACUUACUGGCCAGAGAUGAACAAGGACAUUGAAACUUAUGUCUCUCAAUGUGCUGUCUGCAACAGUUAUAAACCUCACCAGCAGAAAGAACCGUUGAAAAUGCACCCAGUACCUGAUCGACCAUGGUCAUAUGUUGCAACUGACUUAUUCAUGUGGAACAGACUCGACUAUUUAGUCACUGUUGAUUCUUAUUCUGGUUGGUAUGAGAUCAAUUCUUUGCCAAAUACUACCUCGAGAACAGUAAUACAAAAGCUGAAAAAUCAUUUUUCAAGAUUUGGCGUCCCAGAUUCGUUAUUUUCAGACAAUGGUUCAGUGUACAGCAGCCAUGAAUUUAAACAAUUUGCAAAAGAAUGGGGAUUCAAACACAUUACCAGCAGUCCUCAUUUUCCCCAAUCUAACUCGUAUAGCGAAAGAGCAGUACAGUCUGAAAAAACUUUACUUGAGAAGUGUAAACGAGAUGGGAGUGAUCCUUACAUUGCACUUUUAAACCAGAGAAAUAUACCAAGAGAUGAUGUUUUGGGAUCUCCUGCUCAACGGCUGUUAGCACGUCGUAUAAAAUCCAACUUGCCAAUAGCAAAAAGUUUGCUUGAACCAAAAGUUGUUCCAACGACACAAGUUCAUGCUCAACUUACUCAUAAACGCAUGCAACAGAAAAAGUAUUUUGAUAAAACAGCCAAGUCUUUACCACCACUUCAGAGAGGAGAUAAAGUGAGAUUACAAACAGACAAGGGCUACAACAUAAUUGGAAUUAUUAAAAAAAAAGCUCCUGAGCCAAGGUCCUACAUAGUUUCUGCAAAUGGAAAAGAUUACAGAAGAAAUCGAAGACAUCUUCUACAUGUACAAGAAAGAUUUGACCCCUCUAUAGUGUACGAUGACCCAGAUUUACCUAUACCAAUGUCAUCUAACACUUCACAGUCAAAUGCCAAUAUCCCUCCUCAACGACCACCUAGUCAUGUUAACCAUUCACAUCAUUACAUAACAAGAAGUGGUCGUGUGUCUAAACCGAACAAUAGAUAUCAUGAUUAUGUUGCAUAGUUAUAAAUGAUUGAUAUUGAAUUAGAGUGAAAUUGCAUAGUCAUGUUUAACUUUCGUUGUUGAAUUUUCAUGUGAUAUAUACAUUGCAAAGCUUUUCAUUUACAAAAGGGGAGAUGUCAAUAUGGUGCAUAUUGUUUAUUUAUACUUAUGACCUACUUAUUCUAUGACAUCACAAUUGACCUCUUUACAUAGUGUUCGUACGCGAUGACGUACUGUUUAUUCAUUGGAGUUAUGGUUGUCACCGAGUAAGCGCCUUGCAUAUUAUGUCUUUGUGUAU